Messenger RNA from Diversispora eburnea, 657 nucleotides. NCBI's taxonomy places the organism in Eukaryota, Fungi, Glomeromycota, Glomeromycetes, Diversisporales, Diversisporaceae. The record is from the annotation of a GenBank genome assembly.
AUGACUCGUGAAUUCUCUGAAUAUCGAUGUGAAGCUAUAUAUGAUCUAUUGGAAUUAACACAAACGUAUCAUGCUUUCGAUUUUGCAUUUAAAAGUUUUAACGGUGACACUUUAAUCACAAUUUUCUCUAUCGAUUCCACUCAACCUAAGGGUACGAUUGGGUCAAGAGGAAAGAAACUCGAAGGAUUAACAUUACGUGGUGGAUCAAUUUGUCGACAAAAAUUAAUAAAUGAUUCAAUACAAUAUUUAGGUUGGGGUUUAAAAUCUGAAGAAAAGAAUGCAAGAAUAUAUGUUUAUGAUUCUUCUUCUAUGAAUAAUCCCUGUUUGAAAGCAUAUUAUGUAACUCAUGGUAAAGUAAUUACUCCAUUGGAUGGAUGUAAAGCAACUAAAGGAUGGUGGUCUACACUUUUAUAUUCAAAAAAGAAAAAAAAGUCAGUAACAACUGUAGGAUUUGUAGGUAGAAAUAAAACUAGUGGUAAAUUACCGGGAAUUCCUUAUGUUGCGGGAAAAUUAAAAAAUAUUUCGAUUAAAGCUGAUUUUUUAUUGGUUGCUUAUGAAGAAAAAAAGGUUGAUAAAUCUAAAAAUGGGAUAAAAUAUUUAUUAACUGAAGGAGGAGAAGAAUAUUUAAAACGAAAAAAAACUUGUGUAAUUUCCUAA